Oncorhynchus masou masou (cherry salmon) is the source of this 1330-nucleotide messenger RNA. It is a transcript of the gene alg14, whose product is annotated as ALG14 UDP-N-acetylglucosaminyltransferase subunit. Gene Ontology annotation, molecular function: N-acetylglucosaminyldiphosphodolichol N-acetylglucosaminyltransferase activity. Gene Ontology annotation, biological process: dolichol-linked oligosaccharide biosynthetic process. The record is from RefSeq and is a predicted model, not a curated record. The coding region runs from base 200 to 775 and encodes 191 amino acids. Lineage: Eukaryota; Metazoa; Chordata; Actinopteri; Salmoniformes; Salmonidae. The transcript is spliced from 4 exons. Gene Ontology annotation, cellular component: UDP-N-acetylglucosamine transferase complex.
AGAGAUCAGCUCCUUUAAAGCUAAAUGUAUUUUUUUUAGUCUGUAACAUUAUAGUGCGCAGUCGGUGUUUUUUUUUUCUUUAGAAACACUAUUUUGCUUGUCUGUGAGUAAUUGUAAAUUGCACCAUUAUACGGGUGAUACUGUUUUGUUCUCUCAGUUAGUGCCCUCUCUGUGAAACUCGCCGUUUGUGAACUGCAGCAUGCUUUCGAUUCCAUACGAAACUUGCUUGUUGACAUUAAAACAACGUUUGUUAAUAUCCAAGUCUCAUGGGGGACACACCACUGAGAUCCUGCGACUGAUGGAGAGUCUCUCUCAGUCCUACAGCCCAAGACACUAUAUAAUCGCAGACACAGACAAGAUGAGUGAAGACAAAAUACGCACCUUUGAAAACUCAAAGAAAGACACUGGUUCAAAAGGCCAGUUUACCAUCCAGCGGAUCCCUCGAAGCCGUGAGGUGCGGCAAUCCUGGAGUUCCUCUGUGAUCUCCACUCUGAACGCCCUGCUCUACGCCGUUCCUCUGGUGUUCAGGCUCAGGCCAGACAUGGUGCUGUGUAACGGCCCUGGGACCUGCGUCCCUCUGUGCGCGGCAGGACUUCUCCUGGGCCUCCUGGGACUGAAGAGAGUCCUGCUCGUCUACGUUGAGAGCAUCUGCAGAGUGGAGAGCCUAUCCCUGUCCGGAAAGAUCCUCUAUCACAUCUCGGACUACUUCUUUGUGCAGUGGUCCACCUUGAAAGACAAAUACCCCAAAUCAAUUUACCUCGGAAGGAUAGUCUGACUCUGAAUAGACUAUCUGAGGGGGGGGGGGGAGAGACUACCCUUCUUGUUUUUACUGAUACUAUUUCAUCAUGUUACAAACGGGAACACUUUGCUCUGAUAGAUCAUGUUUAAUAGUUCGCCUGCUUGAUGGACUGUGAUGUACAUUUUUCUACAAACUACAAUGUGAAUACUUUGGAACAUCGAGCCCUGUACAUAAUCUAUAGAUAAUCUAUACAUAAUCUAUAGAUAAUCAAUACAUAAUCUAUACAUAAUCUAUAGAUAAUCUAUAGAUAAUCUAUACAUAAUCUAUAGAUAAUCUAUAGAUAAUCUAUACAUAAUCUAUAGAUAAUCUAUACAUAAUCUAUAGAUAAUCUAUACAUAAUCUAUACAUAAUCUAUACAUAAUAACUAUUUAAAGCUGUUUUGGACCACCUCAAUGUGUUAUGAAAUGGUGUUUUUAUUAUAUGGUGCUGUGUACAGUGUAAAGAAAUACAUAUCCAUACCUGAUAUGUAGCUACAGUAGAUCUGACUUGAGUGAGGUGUUGGUGUCACUACCAUCGUGAAUAAAUUACAUU